GAAUUUGGAUCUGAAAAAAACAAGUUUGAUGCUAAAACUACUUUGUUCAUGGCUUUUAGCUCUUUAGGUUCCAUUUAUGGGGAUAUUGGUACAUCACCAUUAUAUACAUUGGCUACUAUUUUCAGUGAUGCUAAAACUGUGGAUGAAUCUGAAGUUCUUGGUGGUGUUUCGUGUGUCUUUUGGUUAUUCACAAUUGUUGUGAUUCUCAAAUAUAUCUCUGUUGUUCUAAUUUGGGGGCCUUAUAAAGGUGAAGGUGGUCAAAUUGCAAUUUAUACAAAGAUUGCAACUGCUUUAAGUAUUGGACCUGGUGCACAAAAUCAAGAAGUUCAAGGUGACCAUAUCUCAGACACGGAAUUUUUAUUAUCAAGAACAAGAACUUCAGAAUCUUAUUAUCAACAAUCAAAGUUCAUCUCAAAAUAUCUAUCGAAAUUUAUUUUAUUCUUAUGUUUCUUUGGUUGCAGUCUUGUUAUAUCUGAUGGAUUAUUGACACCAACUACUUCAGUCUUGUCUGCUGUAGAAGGUAUAAAAGUUCAAGCACCAAGUAUUCACAGUGCAGUGCUUCCAAUCUCAUGUGUUGUGUUGGUUUUCUUGUUUGCUAUUCAAAGAUUUGGAUCAGGGAAAGUUUCAUUAGUGUUUGCCCCAAUUAUUGCCAUUUGGUUGGCAUUAUUAGCUGGUACUGGUGUCUAUAAUAUCACUUUACAUCCAGCUAUUUUGAAGGCUUUCAGCCCUGUCAUCGCAGUGAAGUAUCUAGUUAAAAGAGGUGGGAUCAACGUUUUAGGUUCUGUCAUGCUUUGUAUCACAGGUACAGAAGCAAUGUUUGCAGAUAUUGGUCAUUUCGGUAGAUUACCCGUUCAACUGACAUUGGUUUCAUACGUUUACCCAUGUUUGAUGAUGGCAUAUUUUGGUCAAGGAGCUUAUUUGAUUAAGAAUCCACAUAUGGCAUCUACUGUUUUCUAUGCCUCAAUUCCUGGUGGGAAAGGUUUGUUUUGGGUUGUUUUUGUUUUGGCUAUUGCUGCUACAAUUAUAGCUUCACAAGCUUUGAUCUUGGGUGUUUUCAGUAUUUUGAGACAAUUGAUUCAAAUUGAUUGUUUCCCAAAUUUUAAAAUUGUACAUUCUUCAAAAUCUCAUUAUGGACAAGUCUAUAUACCUACAAUUAAUUUCUUAUUAAUGAUUGGUGUGAUAUUGACAACUGUUGGAUAUGGGAAAAGUGCAAAAGUUUCAGCUGCUUAUGGUUUAGGUGUGUCAUUAGAUUUCUUGGUGACCACUAUUUUGAUCACAAUUGCCAUGAUUUAUGUUUACAAGUUUCAUUUUAUUGUUCCAUUAUGUUUCUUCUUAGCCUUUGGUACUGUUGAUAUGUUACUCAUCAUUUCAAACAUGAAAAAAAUUGUUCACGGAGCUUGGUUCCCAUUAGUUAUGUGCAUUCUGUUUACUGCAUUCAUUUUGUUUUGGUAUUGGGGUAGAUCG
This is a messenger RNA of Hansenula anomala, 1464 nucleotides long. RefSeq lists its product as uncharacterized. The record is from RefSeq and is a predicted model, not a curated record. Lineage: Eukaryota; Fungi; Ascomycota; Saccharomycetes; Phaffomycetales; Wickerhamomycetaceae. The annotation marks the transcript as partial. Gene Ontology annotation, biological process: potassium ion transmembrane transport. The transcript has a single exon. Gene Ontology annotation, molecular function: potassium ion transmembrane transporter activity. Gene Ontology annotation, cellular component: membrane.